AUGCGCUCUCCAAGUCAAGAUUCAUCUGACUGCGAGCUGCGAGGCAGAGAGGUUCAGGUCAACAAGCCGCUGAGACCUGCGCUACCGACGUCGCUUGAAAACGUGAACAACGCACCCGUGUUCACAUCUCCUCGGCGCUCGAUUGAUGAUCGUCUGCGAAAGCACGAGAAUCAACCAAAGCGAGUGGGCAUGGGACUUGUCACCGGAUCUCGCGCAGCAAAGGCUUCUACCCCAUUCAAUACAGGCUUCAGUGUUACAAAUCCUUCGCCUAGCCAGUUGAGAGUUUCGGAGAACACCAGAACUUCCCAGUCUUUUGACCGGGGCAGUUCACGUAUCCCCAGGCUCUCUGUUUCUACGCCUCAAUCACCCCGCUCGGAUAGCCUUGAUGUGGAUGUGCGGAUCAACGAUCACACUCUCGACCCAGUGCUGCCGAACACCACAAUAGCUCCUACUCGUUCGAUCCAGCCGUCAGAUGAUGCAAAAGACAUCAUAAUCAGGGCCAUCGCCGUGGCCGAGAGUGACAUUUCGCGCUAUAAGGGAUUGGGUCGCACCUUCAACGGGGCUAUUGAGCAACUGACGAGUCAGAUCAUCAGAGAUUUUGAGCGUGCAGGCCUGGCUACUAUCCAGGUUGCUGCAACUGAUGCCGCAGUGAACAGUCAGAACAAGGUCAACUUGGACAUUUCUGAGGAGAUGAGUAACAAACUCAAAGGUGGACUCUCGCUGCAUGAAGAUCGCAUUAUCAAAAGACUCGAGUCACAUCACCUGGGGAUGAGGAACCACGAGAGCAAGGUCGGCAACGAAAUCAAGUCGUUGAUCAACAGUCAGAUCACGAAGAUUAUCACCGAGAUUCACGAGCUCGGUCGUACCUAUCGAUCGCAUAGGUUGACUCAACGGUCUGAACUUACGCCGCCAACUUCCGAGGCCACUGGAUCCUCUGGCAGAAAGAGGCCACGAACUUCGAGUCCCUCCAUCGUGGUGGAGAAUACCAACAACUGA
Pyricularia grisea is the source of this 996-nucleotide messenger RNA. RefSeq lists its product as uncharacterized. The record is from RefSeq and is a predicted model, not a curated record. Bases 1 to 996 code for a protein of 331 amino acids. NCBI's taxonomy places the organism in Eukaryota, Fungi, Ascomycota, Sordariomycetes, Magnaporthales, Pyriculariaceae. The transcript is spliced from 3 exons.